Molecule: messenger RNA, 3774 nt
Organism: Talaromyces stipitatus ATCC 10500
Lineage: Eukaryota; Fungi; Ascomycota; Eurotiomycetes; Eurotiales; Trichocomaceae
Product: tRNA-specific adenosine deaminase, putative
Exons: 5
Coding region: 1-3774 (1257 amino acids)
Biological process (GO): tRNA wobble adenosine to inosine editing
Molecular function (GO): RNA binding; tRNA-specific adenosine-37 deaminase activity
Source: RefSeq, a predicted model, not a curated record
AUGGAGAGAGAGAAACAUAUCCUCCUCUCAACUCGCAUUGCGGCGCUCGUUCAUGCCCACUUCGAUGCUUUACCUGCACGGUAUAAGCCACGGACUCGUGAUGAUGGAUCUAGAGAAUGGAUUCCAAUGAGUGGCUUUGUUGUUGUUCAAGGACAGAACACUCCAUCAGAAACGUUGACUUGUGUGGCAAUUGCAACUGGGGCAAGAUGUCUCUCCGCAUCUCAAAUUCCCCUAUGUCAUGGAAUGGUACUCCAUGAUUGUCAUGCUGAAGUUUUGGUUGUCCGGGCUUUGAACUACUGGCUCAUUAAUGAAUGUUCCGCUAUCAUCCAGCAGGAGCAGCAAGAUGCUGCCUCGGGGCGUGAUCAGAUCAAACCAAAGAUACCAUUCGUUCGAAGACGAGUGAACACAGCUUCCCAUGAUAUGGAUCCUCCAUUUGAGAUACACCCAGAUGUCAAAAUCUACAUGUAUUCAACAUGUGCUCCAUGUGGUGAUUGCAGCAUGGAACUUUGCAUGGCCGAGCAAGAGGACCCAACGCCCUGGGUUAUCUCACCAGCAACUUACGAAAAGGGUGAUCAGCCAAUUCUUCUAGACGGCAGGGCCCAUUUUUCGGUCCUCGGCGUCGUUCGCCGGAAACCGUGUCGAGCAGAUGCAGAACCCACUCUCAGCAAAUCAUGCUCGGAUAAAUUGGCUCUCCGACAAGUGACUUCACUCCUUUCGUAUCCUGCUAAUAUACAGAUUGCGCCCACAAGUAGCGCUUAUAUUGCUGCGUUGAUUCUCCCAGAAGAAGAGAUAUCUCAAGUGGGAUGCGAAAGAGCAUUUGGAGGCGGUCCGACAGGUCGAAUGAGAGCACUUGUCGGUCAGACUUUCCCAGCAACUGACGCGUCGAACUCAGACAUUGACUACCGCUUUCGACCUUUUGAGAUACUACCUGUACCCAUGGACAUAGUAGUGCCUAGGUGGCCGUUCGGAAAGUUCAGAUCGGAUCUAGCGAAUAAAGCAGGGAAGGCUAGUAAGCCCGGCAACAUCUCCGCUGUCUGGAUCGCAUCUCCCUCGUCACUCGAACCCUAUCAAGUCUGUCAUACGUCACAAACAGAAUACAAACCACGAAUCAGCCCCGAAUCAACAGCGGUUGUCGAAUGUAUCAUCGGCGGCGUAAAGCAAGGCAGUAAGCUAAAAUCAAUGUCUCUACGGGGGGCAUCUGUGCUUUCCAGAGUCAAAAUGUGGGACAUAGUGCAUGAAACCUGCACACGCAUCGGCGGUGAAGAUUCUCGGUGGCAAGAUAUUCUCGAAUCAAGGAGCUACAGCGACUUGAAGAGAAACCAUAGUAGAUUCCCUUGGCUAGUAGCCAGGUCGUUGGCCGCAAAGGAGGCUAAAAAUGUGCUCAAGCCGUGGAUUCCUAACAGUGGAGAUGGAGAUUGGUCACCUUUACCCACAAGGCGGCUUGUAGGAGUGUCGAGUCAUUAUUCGAACUUUUCAUCCAUCACUGAUAGCGACGGCUCUGUCGAUCGACCAGACGAUAAUAAUAAAACAUAUUCUUCUUCCAACUAUAAUGAUGAAGACCCUCAUACUGAGCGAUAUAGGCGGCACCAAGCGCGACAGCACAAGCUCGAUGUUGACGCCUUAGGGAAACCUGGACAGAUCCUUGUUCUUCCACUUAAGAAACGCAGACGCCCAAAGGUCAAGCGGCAAAAUGACCACAAAUCGGACGAUACAUCUACGAACGAUGCCUCACCUGUAUCGGCUGAUUUGUUUGGAACGCACAAGAUUGAAGUUGACAGUUCCAAUUAUGCAGCCUAUCUCGACGAACUCCACGCUCCGUACUCACCUGGCGACACUGUUUCGAGAGAAGAAUACCUAGAGCUUCAGGCCAAGAUCGAAAUUGGAUUUACGCUAGGACAGCUGUCAAAAUAUUAUUCUACAUUCCCACGACCAUCUGCACCAUUACGGCCAAAAGAGGACAUUGAAGCCACUCCGAAUGAUAGCGACAUGAUUAGUGACGGCGAACAGUGGCUGGCCAUUGAAAGCACCGACCCGAUAAUAGAUGAAAACGAUACAUCAUUGAAUGGGAAACCCUCGAAACCCCGUGAAAACAAUAAAGCGAAGCUUAGGAAGGAUAUACUUGCAGAGCGCAUCCUCCGAGAUUGUUGGCAGCUUGAAGUACAUGACGAGAUGGGAAGCUUAAACAUACAUCUCCCGUCACAGGUCAUAUCUGUGAUCCUUUCGUCGGAACAAUAUUCGUUGGAGGAAUUGGCGCAUUCCCAUGGAACAAAGAUUGAACCCUUCGGCUCGUUGAAUUUCAUACGUGUCUCUGGCAAUCGCAGUGCCUGUGAAUCUGUUCGGGAAAUUGUCAAGUCGUACGGCGCAGAAAUUCGCACGGAAUCAUUCGAGCAGCCCCUUCUCAAUGACAAGUCAUGGGUGGUCGACGGUAAACAGGCGAAGAAUAGGUUCCUGGAGUCAAUAGCCGAGACCUUUGGCGUGUUCAUAAAUGAUCCACGUCGGAGUUCGGUCACCUCUGCGGCAUAUACUGCGAAGGAAGAUGAUUUUGUCCGACUCAAGCGAGAUCUAGAAUUCGCAAACUCCACGCAAUCUGCAAACGAGCAAGUCCCAUUCUGUACCGACGUGCCGUCCAGCGCCGCUGGCUUCAUGAAACGAAUCUCAACGAAGCGUAGGCAAGUCAUGUCUCUAUUGGAAAGAGGAAAGCCGUGGUCGAGAUGGGCUAUACCGACGUCAAUUCAAGACUACAACGAAAAUCAACUGCCACCGUUAUUCAGCCAGCAUAGACCUACUUUCUCAUCUGAGAUUCUUCAGAUACUGAGAGAAAAACCUUCUAACCAAGGCGGACUCGAGGAGAAGUUGUCGGCAACAAUCGGUCAAUGCCUUUUCCGAACCCCCAACAGCCUGGACAGUCUGACGAAAAUUAACGCUACUCAACUGGGCGAACGUUCAUUUCCUCGAUAUUUCCACGGAUGGCUUCACCCGAAAGGCGAAUCUCUUGUGAAAACGCGUCGUAUAUUUCCAGGAGACAGGACGCAGAUUCGGCUACAUCGAUUUAGGAUGACUCCGUGCAAACCAAAUAACCACAAGUUACCUAUUCUUGAAGUCGAAAUUUCAGUUCCCUGGGUUAAUGCUCCGGAAGCCAAAUUCCCCUUCUCAGGACCAGAGCUCCUGAGCGUCAAGGCCAUUGUGGAAGAGUCUAGUAUAGAUUAUCUCCUCCCCGAGGUCAACUACGAUAUUCGUUUCACACGUACACUUACCCGCGAGAUAUUCAAUGUGACAGGAACUGAGCAGCCCGAAGCCUUGCGGGUCGCACUCCUAUCGUCUCUAAACGAGGUACUCAGCGAUCCAAGGAAGCCCUUUCCACCCAGCUGUCAUGUCCCAGUCCCGGGACUACCGACUCAGGCUCAAGAUUCUUCCAAUCGUGCCGAAGUAGGUACCGACACCAUAGAAGGAACCUAUUGGUUUCCUGGUGUGCAGCAGGCAAUAGGAACCAUGAUACGGACGUACGAAUAUUCCGGGGAGAGACUCUGCUACAGUCCCAACGUCAAAGGCUCUCUAGAUUCGAAGAGUGACCAUCUCAAUCUUGAGAUGUUUGUCAAUAGCAUGCCUUCGUAUUAUACACGACUGCAGCGUCGCAACAAUGUUGACGAAACUCUUGAUCCUGCAAGUGACACUCUGGAGCAGGAAUUCCGUGCGUUCUAUAUGACAGCUUCACAGUACCCGAAAAAAAACGGGCUGAUGAAGGACGACUCUAUUGGGCCUUUCUUUUUGACCUGA